This is a messenger RNA of Melanaphis sacchari, 725 nucleotides long. RefSeq lists its product as uncharacterized. The record is from RefSeq and is a predicted model, not a curated record. Bases 94 to 606 code for a protein of 170 amino acids. The transcript is spliced from 5 exons. NCBI's taxonomy places the organism in Eukaryota, Metazoa, Arthropoda, Insecta, Hemiptera, Aphididae.
CAUACCUUAUUCAUCAUCGAGUAAGAUAGUUGACUGCAUUAGUUUUACAAAUUUAAUAUUGUUGUGUGUGCUUCGUGUUCAUCAAAUAAUAUUAUGGACACCUCUAACCACGGAUCCGUUAAGGAUAUGGGAGACAUUGGAGAAGUUUUACGUGACGUGACUGAUUUAUCUCCUGAAGAUUUGAAAAAACAGAACAGAAACCUACAAAAAUUUUUAGUUAAAGUGAUUGAUAUGUUAAAAGAAAAGGCUGACCGAUGCGUCACACAAGAAAAACAUAUUGAAGCGCUCACAUUACAAACGAAUUCAUUGAAAGAAGUUGUGGACAUCACAAAGCAUAUGCUGUCUAUUCGUAAUACAGAAGUGAAUCGUAUGACGGAAGAUUUGGAAAGUCUUCAAGGCAAAAUUAACGAGGAGAGAAGUCGUCACAGUGCAAUAAUUGAAAAAAUGAAUUUAGCUGCUAAAUUAAAUGAUGAACUCAGAUCUGAAUAUAAACAACAAUCUGAACGUUUUGAAAAUAUGCGCGUUAAGUACGACGAAAAGUUUUCGAUACUUUCGGAUGAAAAUAAAAGAUUACAAGAUGCACUGCCCACUAAAACGACCGAUUGAAGAACUUUUCCUAACUAUCUAUUUUAAAUAAUUAAGAAUAGAAAUCACAAAGUCAGCUUCAUUGAACAUAUCCGGACAUUCAUAAUUGAACCUAAAUCAUAUCAAACACAAUUGUUUUU